Messenger RNA from Paramecium tetraurelia, 2196 nucleotides. RefSeq lists its product as uncharacterized. The transcript has 5 exons. The record is from RefSeq and is a predicted model, not a curated record. Lineage: Eukaryota; Ciliophora; Oligohymenophorea; Peniculida; Parameciidae.
AUGUAAACAUCAGAUAAUGCAAAAGCUUCACGUAAAGGGUUAGGAUUGCUCCUUAAUCAGCAUCAUCGUCAACACUUUUCAGAAGACUUUCAAAGACCACAACAAUUAGGAACUCCGAGGUCUUAUAUGCAAGCCUUGCCUAAGAUGAGUACUCAAUUCAACUCAGUGAGUACUACAAACUCAAACACUAGGAAAUUGAUAAGUGCGGAGAGACCCACAAUCACCAUUGCUGAAGAGCAGGAUUCAUAUGGUUAUAGAUAACAAGACCAAGUGGAUGAAGAACUCUUACGAAUUCGUGAAAUGCAUGAAAUUCUCAAAUCUAGAUGCAGCACUUUGGAUCUAUUGAUCUCAGUAAUUGGUGGCAAAGAGUUUGUCCACAACAUAAAAAAUCAAACUACUUUAUAGAAGAUUUAAGAAUUGUUAAAGAGCAUUUCUUAAACAUUAUAACAAUCUGCAAAGACUGAAAUUGAAUUAGGAUUCAAGAUGAGGGAAAUAGAGAGGAAGAAUAUUAAGUAUUCAUCAUUAUAAAUGAAGUAACUGAAAUUAUCAGAUAAAAAUCAAUCUCUUCAAAGUGUGAUUGAUGUACAUAGUUAGAAGACAAAUAAAUUAUUGGAUGAGAAUUCCAAAUUAUAGAAACAACUAAAACAAGAAAGGAAAUUAAAUGCAUCCAAUUCUAAAAAAAUUACAGCCUUAGAAAAAAGAAUCGAGUUUCUAUUAGAAAAUGAUGUUAAUUCUGCCUUGAAUCCAAAUGACAAAUUGAGAAGCAGUCUCAAUGAAUUGCUUAAAGAGAAUGAACUUAUAAAAAGAGAGUUCGAACACAAGAAGUAAGAAUUAGAACGAGUCCAAGGAAAACUUAGUUAAUACACAUAACUGGUUAAUCGACUAUAAAAGACAAUCGAUAAUAUGAGGAAGAAAAAUUAGGAUGAUAUGGGCAAAGAUGAAAAAUCGGUGUUUAGAAAAGAUGACAUCGAUUUAUUAGUUAAUUUUAGAAUACCUUAAACUUUGGAUUUCAGAGUAGUUAGUUAAAGAUUAAACAAUUAACAUUUGUUAAAUGAUCUCACCGAUAAAGGUGUGUUGGCUACUUGUCAACACAAUUUUACACUCCCUGUAGAAUCCCAAAAAGAACAAUUCUAAAUCAUAGCCUAACAAUUGUUAUCCUAUAAAGAAUUUGCUGAAAAGAUGAACCAGUUUUUCUUUUAUAUGGAACAAUUUAGUAAAUGCAUCCUAUUUGAAGAUGUAAAACAUAUUUAUUAAUUGUAGAUUAUCCACUAGGUUAAUAGAGUAUUGCCUCAAGUAUUUGGAUGCGAAUAGGUAAGAUUAUGGUUAAUUGACGGAAUGAAUGGAACCAUAUUUACCUAUUUAGAAACAGGCAAUCAAAUUAGAGCUUUAUAACAUAAGGGUCAAGUGGCUGAUGUCUUUAAAUUGAGAUCUGCCUAAAACAUCUCUUAAGCAUCUUAGAAACCAUUGUUGUAUAGAAUAAAUGAAUCGGAAUAACCUGACUAUGCUAGAAAUGCUUUAUUGCUGCCUUUGUUUUGUGAAACCAAUGAUGCUAUCAGAGGUGUUUUGGAAGUAACCAAUACUGAGAACGAAUUCUUUUCAUUUGAUGAAGAAUACUUUGGCAUUUUGGCAUCUCACUAACUUGGCCAUUUGUUAUAAAGAUUAAUUGAUAAUUAAUCAUGGAUAAUUACAUAGAAAUAUAGAGGAAUGAUGAUGGAUGGAUUUACCAAUCUUAUGAAGAGUCAAAGCAAACAAGAGUUUUCCUCUAAAGUGUAGAUGAGUCUUAGUUCAAUAUUUGGAUUCUCUUAAGUCUUAUUUUACUUUUUUGAAGAUAAUCAACUUGUUGAUUACAGUGGUCAAGAUGCUAAGAAAUAUGAUGUUUAAUAUGGAUUGGCUGGGAUGGUUGCUCAUACAAAACAGAAAUUGAUUAUAAAUGAUGUAAAAAACUCAAUUCAUUUCAAUCAAGCUGUAGACAUUAAGUCUAUUUUACCAAUAUUCGCCCAACCGUUAUUAGACAAAAAUAAUAAUACAGUCGCUGUGAUUGAAACUUGUUUAAAAUGUAAAUUAAAAGUAUAGGUUGAAAAGGAUCAGUUAUUAUCUCCAAGUGAAGGAGUCUUAGGAAUGGAAGAACCAUUAACUAAACAGCUUGCACAUUUUGUUGAUAUAAUAGUGGCUGCCUUGUGUAAUAUAAGAUUCUGA